CACACUGACAAAAUGCGUCUCUUUCAGUCCCCAAAACCACGCCAUUAAUCAAAUCCCUAAUUCCUUCCCUUCAUUCACAGCUGCAGAAGAAGAAGAAGAUGGCACCCAAAAGGAAGCAGCCCGCCGCCGACGGAUCCGCCGUCGCCGUUGCCAGAGUUACUCGGAGCUCUACGCGCCAAGCCAAAACCACCGCCACCGCCACCGCCACCGCAGCAAAUACCCAACCAAACAAAAGGAAGAAGACGACGAAGACCACCGUGAGCCCGUCCUCCGAGCCGCCGGAGGUGGUGGACCCGGAGGUUUCGGAUGCCUCGAAAACCAUCAUAAUCGAGCACUGCAAGCAGUGCAACUCGUUCAAGACGAGGGCCGUCCAGGUGAAGAACGGCGUGGAGAAGGACGCGCCGGGAGUGAAAGUGGUGGUCAACCCCGAGAAGCCGCGGAGAGGAUGCUUCGAGAUUCGGGAAAAAGGCGGGGAAACGUUCGUCAGUUUGCUGGACAUGAAGAGGCCUUUCAAGCCCAUGAAGGAUCUCGACAUGGAGAAGCUCAUUCUCGACAUUGUGGAGAAGAUAAAGUAAUUAUAAGUUCAUCGGAGAUUGAUUAGACAGGCAGGCACUCAUUUUUGUCGGAUUUAUGGAUGGAUCGACUUUUGGUGUUAUGUUAUAGAUUAUUAAUUAAUUAUUGUCUUGAACUGAACUGAACCUUUACUUCCUGCCAUUGAUGGUGUAUUUUGUGCUUGGUAUCUGCCUGCAUCUACUUUUGGGGAAGAAGAUGAAAUCGACAAUGGUUUUAUUUCUGAAAUUUGUGGUCUUGAUUUUACCAAA
Molecule: messenger RNA, 821 nt
Organism: Andrographis paniculata
Lineage: Eukaryota; Viridiplantae; Streptophyta; Magnoliopsida; Lamiales; Acanthaceae
Exons: 1
Coding region: 99-575 (158 amino acids)
Cellular component (GO): Golgi apparatus
Source: RefSeq, a predicted model, not a curated record